GCGCUCAUGCGCAGUAGGCCUUCUCAGAGCGCGCGGGACGGACAGAAGGGUCGGGAAGCACCGGGUGCUGGGAGGACGUGCGGAGACCGGCAGGUAUAGGUGAAAGCAAUGGAUAAUGACUUCACUCCUGCACUCACAUCUCCAUACCUCACUGAAAGUUUAGAGCUGGCUAUGGAAGUGGAAAUGGAAAACUCCAGACCACCUUGUUUUUCCUGUGCUUUAGAUAGCCAAAAUGGAGGGAGACACUUCUCCGGAGAGUCUUAUCUAGCAACUGGGUCUCUUAAGAGGCUUCUGCUGAGACUGGAUCCUUCUCCAACUGACUAUGAAGAUGAUACUGUGGAAAUAUUUGGCUUUCAAUGGGUCACUGAAACUGCAUUAGUUGAAUCCUGCCGACUUCUAUUUGGCUUACUGAGGCAAAAAAUAUACAAAUUGGAAAACCUAGUACAGAUGAGUUCAUCUGACUUCAGUCAUGCUGCAAAUUUGCAUUCUGAAGCAGACAACCUCAGGCAUCAGUGCACUGAAUUUUUGCAGUAUGUAAAGGUUUUCAUCUUUAGGUUCCUGGAACCACCAAAAGCAGAGGAUGAUGGGCUACUACAUCCAUAUGAAGAACUGGAAGCCCAGCUGCCUUCAAUGCUGGUUGAUGAGCUUCAUGCCUUAACUUUGCAUAUUGGACACUUACAUGAACUCCACUGUAGUAUCCUGGGCACAUUUACUAUUCAACCUCCAGCAAAGCUAUUUCCCCCAUCAUGGCAUUUACUCCAUCUCUACUUGGAUAUCCAUUGGCAAGUACUGGAAAUUCUUCAUGUCCUAGGCAAGAAGAUGCCAGGGCAAAUAGUGUAUGCUCACCAGUUUGGAAACCAAACAGAAGGAAGUUUUACUUCUACUAGUUUAUUUGAUGCACACUGUGUAAACCUCAUCUGUGAUCUGAUAAGCAUGUCCAUCAACAAGUAUACAAAGGUCAGACCAUCUGAGGCUCUAACUAACCAUCACUACCCUUGUACCUGCAUUAAGGAAUUAUGGGUUCUGCUUAUCCAGCUUUUGGAUCACAGAAAUAAAGUGUCUCAUCCUGAGAAGACUUUCUGGAGCUUGAUGAAUAAACUUCUGAAUAAUCUCCUUGAAAGAUCUAGUAGUACAGAAGGGAGACUUGGUUUUGAGUCACUUCAGUGCAAAGAUCCGUUAAGUUUUAGCUGGUGGAUUAUUACUCAUCUGGCAUCACUUUACCAGUUUGACCGUAAUGGGUAUCUAGAGGAAAAGAAACAAGUGGAAUCCAAUGAGGUAAUGGUGGAAAAACUGGUGAAAAGGUCUAUUGAUACUCAAACUGGUGUGUUAGAGGAACAGUUACGCAUGCAUCUUCAGUGCUUCUUGAAUCUGUGCAGUUUCUGGAACUUGAACUUAUCUACUGUUACCAUACUCUGGGAGUAUUACAGCAAGAAUCUGAACAGUUCCUUCACCAUUCCUUGGCUUGGUCUAAAGGGUUUAGCAAAUGUUAAUAAAACCCCUUUGUCAAUGCUUGAGUUGGUGAAAAGUUGCUGUGGUGACCAGCAGUGCCCUGACCUAUACAAGUCCAGCAAUAGUUACCUCAUUUUUCUCUGCAUUUUGGCAAAAAUAUUGAAAAAAGCAAUGGAGACCAGUGAAAUGCACUUCUGGAAGCAAAUGAAGGGAAGAAUUUACUCCAAGUUCCAUCAGAAAAGAAUGCAAGAGCUGACAGAAGUGGGGCUGCAGAACUUUUUUAACCUUUCCCUUGUGUUGGCGACUAUAGCAGGCACAGAAGAUAUUGUAGGUAGGGUGCUAUCUCUCCUGAGUGUCCUUCGCCCAUCUUCCAUCAGCACUUCCCAGAAGGCUCUCAUCUGGAGAGGCUAUUUUGCCUUCCUUUUGUUGUACAUUGAGAAGAACUUGGAUAUUCAUGUCCUUGCUGAGAAACUCUCAAAUGCUUUCCGUGAAACAGCCAGGGAGUUCUUGGUAAAUAAGAAUGACUAUACUCAAAAACAAAAUCUCUGGAUACUACUUUCCACUUAUAUUGAUGGAGUCCAGGAAGUGUUUGAGACCAGCAGCUGCAAACACCUUUCCCAGGAAAAGUUGCUGAAUGAUGGAUUUAGUAUGAUGCUGCCAGCCUGUCGAGAAGCUGAGCUCAAUACCGUCCUGAACUUCCUUCAGGUUGUUCUGGCAAGGCUUGGGAGUGUACACAAAUGUGCAAGUCAGGGGCCUCAACGAGGAAAUAUGGGCCCAAACGCACAGCUUCCAUUAGUGGCUAAAGAGCACCACCUUGCUGUUGCCAGUGCUCUCUGGAGAAAUUUCUUUCCAUACUUGAAGAGCCAGAGGAUGUCACAAACACCCCAUUCCCCACAGCUUGCGGAUACAGCUGCAGCUUUUACUUUGUUAGCUUUGGACAUGCCCAGCACUGCUCCACCAGAUCUCCAGCCUCAGCCUGUUUUAUCAAUGAUGCAAUUGUUUGGAUGGGAUGACAUGGUAUGGCACCAGCUGGUAUCAAGAUAUCUAAGUCAUCUAAUACAAAACAGUUCAUUGUCCGAGGCUUUUUCUGGUGCGAGUCAUACACCUUAUGAAGCCUUGAUAGUGCGUUCUUGGUUUCGAUGCAUUUUACAAAUGUUCAUUGAUCAACCAAGCGGUGCCUUGGCCAGGACAGAUGGUGAACAAACAGUUGGGAAAGUUUAUAUGGAGCAGCUGACCGAAAUGACAAGGUUGGUUUUUAAACUCUCUGAAGUAGAAAAUGUCUUCUCAAAGGCUCAUAUUGAUGAAUCAUUCGUCAGGCAAGACCCUAAGAAUGCACUUGUCCAAUUCAUUAAGGCUGUUGGUAAAACUUAUGGUAGCCUUCAGACUCUACCUGAGAAAUCUGCCAUGGUAACAAAGGCUCUAGAGUACUUAGGUGAUGUAAUAACAUACGUAAAACCUUAUUUGAAGAAAAAAGGACCAGCUGAAGGGCUGCAACUCAUUUACUGGAUUAUGGGAUGCCUUGUAAAGUCCUGGGCACUGAUACUCGCUACUUCUAAAGCACAACCACUCCUGUUCCGCAUCAUAGACUGCCUGCUAUUGCCACAUGCUGUUUUUCAGCAAGACAAAGGGCUUCCUACAGAUAUGCUGUCUGCCAUUCAGGAGAGUCUUCCUCUUUAUCUUCAGGGUUUGUCUUUUAUAUGCUGUCAGUCCCAAACUCAGGGGGCCUACUUAAACCAGCAACUAGGGAGCAUUAUUCAACAAUAUUUUGGACGUUUUCUCCCCCCUUCACCAUCAGCCUCAGGCAUUGGACAGCACCCCAUGCUGCCAGCACUGUGUCAUUCCACUAACACCCCACAGACUUUGCAUCUGCGGAAGACUACUGCACAUACCAUAAAUGAAAACUACCUGCAGUUCAAAGGUAACGCUCCACCUCCACGUCUGGCCUCAGUUCUGGCUUUCAUUCUUGAAGUAUUCCUAAGAACCAAGAACAUUGAAGUAUGUGACAUUGAAUUGCUGCUCCCUGCUGUGUUGAAAUGCUUAGUAUUUGUUAAUGAACCGCAAGUUAAAAAAUUAUCUACAGAAAUUCUGCAGUACAUAGUAGAAGGCUGCCAAAUGAGGUCAGGAGGAGAGCCUGCCACCCAGCUGACUUCGGUGUUUAGGCAGUUUAUUCAGGACUACACCACAGUAUAUGAUCAUCAGGUUUUCAGCAUCCUAGAAACAGUGGCUAUUUUGGAUCAGAUGCUAGUUAUCAGCCUGAUUCCCACAAUCACUCAGUCUCUGAAGGAUUCAGAGCAUAAACAAGGGCUUGGCAGAAACACUGCACAGAGAAAAGCCUAUAAAAGACUCUUAUCUCACCUCACAGCGGCUGGACAAAAUGAGAUACUAAAACUGGAAAAUGAGACAAGUUAGCAAUGUGGUGGUGAUAUAGCUCUUUCCCCAUGAAUGUUUGCACACUGUCCCCGCCUGGAAUAAUCCUACAUUGUACACAAUCCAAGUUCUUUAUCUUUGCAAGUGGAAUCUAUUCACCUAUUUAAUCUUUUUCAAAGUUAUAAGCUGCUCUUCCAAUAACUUACAUAGCAUUUAACUAUUAUCACAGAUGGGAAGAUGAACUCCCAAAUAUUUUGUCUUUCAACUGAUAUGUAAAUUCAUUAAAUACUAGAAACAUCCAUAUUAAAUAGAUAAGAGUCUUCUGUGACCUAUUUGGUGCAUUUUCAAAUGCACCUGGCACCAAUCUAAUUAAGAUUCAUUGAGUUUUGUACUUCUCACAAUGCGUUUUUGAAACUCCCUACUAACUGUGUUCUAUAGAAAAUGUUAACAUCCAGUUUUCUAUUGGAAAACUUGUUUUUGCAGACCAAAAGAAAGCAUGUUGUGUAGAAAUGUGUAGAACUCUGGGGAGGGGUCAGACUGUAGGCUUUUAUACCCAGCAGUCGGUGUAUGAUAUUCAUACAAAGACAUUCUGUGGCAGUAUGCCGAGCUCAGUGAGUGCAGCACAUUCCCCAGGAGCUGGGUCAGGGUCAGGUCAAUGUGUUAGAGCUAUCUUAUGUUAACAGAAGGGCUUGUAUGUAUAGAAUGGAGACAGGUGUCGUAACCUUGCUCCUGUAUUGAAAAUGUUCAGGUCUUGCAAAUUCCAACCUAAAAACCUCCUCUCUGCUGGGUGGGGAGGUUGUGCAGAAAGCAAGUUUCAGGUUCUUGAAUAAUAAGAAGCUCCCCGACCCUGACUGAAUAGUAAUUUCCCUGGAUUUAAAAUAACAAACUGAAAAAUCUUGUAACCUCCUCCUCCCCCCCCCCCCCCCAAAAAAAAAUGUACUAGGAUUGUAAGGUUUCUUGAUGUGUGAACCUCAUUCUCUGCAGUUUAAUUUAAAAUGAGUGUAAUGGGAAGAUGGAACUUAUUUCAAGAUCUUAAUCACCAUGUAAGCCUAAACUGUUAAAAUGUGUGCACCAAGCAAGUUAGGCUUCUCAAAUAUUUUGGCGUCUUUGGUUAUCUCUUGGACUUUUCUCUAGUGAAAUCUACUUUUUCCCCUCCAAGUGCCUUUAAAACUUUAUUUAAGGUGCUGUUCAAUUUUUCACUUGACUGAAUAACCCAGAUUUUUAAGACUUCUUUCUGGACUGUGAACAUGGUAAGUGUGCACCUCCUGGCAACAUCAGUGAACCACAUACCUACUUUUAAAGUUAUUCAAACUCUUAACUUUACAGAAUUAAUGGGAAGGAAAGGCUACUUUUGUGUCUAACAGCUUCAGCUCCAGAAACGUCCCUAAAAUCUGAUUCAGAGCAGCCUCUAUUUCGUUACAGUAAUCUUAUCAAGUAGAAACACAUAAUCUUUUCCCCUAAAUCAGCUAUCGUUACUUCAGAUAAUGCAGUAACUAAAAGCCUCUUUAGGCUACUUAAUAGUGUAGAACAUGGAGGUUCUUUUCAUUACGAAAGUGACUUAUUGAACCUGCAUUGUAGCUUCUUGUAAGCUUCUGCACCUGGGAGGAGUUUUAUUCAUCUCAAGAGGAUUUGCCUCCAAAAAGCGUUUUUAAAAAAGAAAAAAAACCUCCAAGUGAGAUUAAUAGAGAUGCCUUCGAAAUUUGAGUCUUAGCACACAGUAGAUAACAGAACAGAUGUCUGACUGUAGUAUCACUUCCUGAAAGUAAAGCCUUUGACUUUUAAAGAACAGAUAGAGAAGAUAUUGUAACAAAUUGUUUAAUGAUGUGUUUAGUGGGGUUUUAAAGGCAUAUUUAAUACUGGCUGCAGUACCUAGAAGUUUUUAAAACCGCAACGAAGCUUUAUACAAAUGUAACACGGCUCUUAGUGCAUGAGAAGCUAAUUUAAACACUUUGGAAAUGAUCAUUCUUCUCCAUCAAAAAGUUAAAACAAACAGAAAUAAAGCAUUUUGCAUUAUCACAGUCAACCACUUGCAAAUGGGCAGUCUGGUUUGGUUUAAUAAUUUGGUAUAGGCAGGUGCAGAUGUGACUGAGUUUUGACAAUAUGAAUGACAAGGCUUAUAGAGUAGUAUGCAGGGUCAGGAUAUUCCACCAAAAUAUUUCAAUAGCAAAAAGCCUGCUGAACAGCUUGACAGCUGUGAAUCACUUGCACAUAGAGCUAUGAGCAACAGAGAUCCCAAACAAGCUAGACAGUACAUGGAAGAGGGGUUUAUGGGAACUCUCUGCAGUUACCCUCACAGUCCCCUUGAUUGUGGGCCAGCCUGGCCUAUGUGUUUGGUGAAUCAACUGAGCUAUAACUCUGAGUGGGAGCAAUGGACCACAUCUGUCAUACUUACCUACCAGCCCUGGUGUCCUGGCUUUAAUGAACUGAAGAUCCUUGUUAGUGCUUUACCUUAAAAACUUCUAGGGCUGGCCCCUUAGGUGUCACAGCAGUGAGUAAGACAAUUUUUAACCUAGCCCGCCUCUGAAAUACUUGAGUGAGGAACGUGGGUUCCCCACAUAGUGCAUGGGGAAAGCUAGGUGCCUAAGAAUGAGAUCCAUAAAACCGUAAGCAUGGAGCUAGCCAAUGAUGAAAAGAGGAAUGAAGCGUAAGUCUUUAGUGAUUGGAUUCCCAGGAUGAGGGAAACCUAGUUUCAAUUCCUGCCCCAGCCUGAGGGAAUUCAAACUCACAUCUUCCACCACCCAAAAAGUGUCUUAACCACAGGACUACAGAUAUUCUGAUGUGAUGUUCACUCCAACAUAUCUAACUGCUUGAUAAUUUGGUCCUUUUCCUGCGAAGUGAGACAUGGGUCCAAGCCCUAGCUCCAAAUUAGGCAGAAUGGUGAUUUUAAAAACAGGCUUCUCCUCUCCUAGAUAAAGAUGCCGUAACCAUUGGGCUUUGCAAUAGACUUCACCCCACCCUGCCCCAAAAUGUCUCAUUCCUCUCUGUCGUGUGAGGUUCAAUCUGGUGGGUGUUCUCUGAAAACCUGAGUGGUUGUGCCUGGAGCUAGCAACAGAAACUUAAGUUACUUGAUGGUAACUGAAGAGGAUCUCAUUGAUGCCUAAACAUUGAAAUGAGGCUUUUAGGUGGCAGUUAGACACCCAUUAUCACUUGGUAAAGCUAGGCUGUAAUCCUCAAUGCCACCUUUGUUUUUUUUACCAUGGUUUACCCCUUUACAGUCCUCUUGUGGAACCACACUUCCCCAUUAACAGCAGUGCAAAUCCAAAGUGUAUAAGGGAGAGAAAAGUUCUCUGGAUUGCAUGUUAUACUGCUCAAGUAAUUUUCCCUCAGGGGUUGAACCUUUAUAUCAUUUGUAACUUAUUUCCAUAAUCAAGAAGAAGAAAAUCCUGAGAGUCAGAUUGUAGCCAAGGUUACUGGUGGAAUUCAGAAGGAUUUUUGUAAUGUACUUCUAAACUUUGUCCAGCUCACUUUAUGAGAGCAGUAGUGACAACUAAGACAUUUAUGAUAUAAUUGACCACCACCUGCACAGAGAUGAUUGUAAUCACAUCUGCCAUAUUUCAUUGGAAUUUUGACAAAAUAUUAAAUCUCUGCUUAAAAGUUAUCAGGACUACUGCAGUGGCUCAUUAAAAGUUUUCACCAUUCCUUUUUCCUUGGGAGAGGGGAGGAGAGCUAGAAAAUUGGCAGAAGUGCUGCUGUCAGUAUUACAAAGGCCUCAUGUACACAUUUUUCUAUUUUAACGUCUGCUAUGGUACAGUUAGUAUAGUUCUGGACUCUGUGUUCGGCUUGUUUUCUCUCUGAAAUGCAUAACAUUGAUAACUUUAAAAAGGUCACAACAUUCAGAAUAUGAAUCACCUCUCUCUAUCAUGACUGUGCUAUAGAACGUGAAUCCUAGGCAACACAAGGAAAAGUAGAAUUUUAUUUUAUUUUGAAACCAAAUAACUUACUUUAAAAGGGGAAAGAAAAGAGGGCUGUUCAACUCUCGUCAAAAAAUUGUAAAUAUGUCAAUUUGUUAUUGAGAGCAGGAGUAAUGUAUUUUAAAUAUAUGCCUCACUUCCAUUUUCAUGGAAAAGAAAUCAAGGUGAGAAGGGGGCAUUUCAUAACAUAAAGUUAAUGAGAGCUCAUUAGAUAGAAAAAUGUACCCUUUUAUGCUAGCAUGAAGAAACAGACACAUGCAGAAGAAUAAGGCUUUGCACAGGAUUUGUAAUUAUACCAAACUUGAGCUACCAACAACAUGCGUGACUUUUUUAUGGUCAUUUAUGAAAACUUCCAUAACUGUCCAUCUAAAUGGGACUUUUCGCUCAGGAAAUAGAUAAUAGAUAUUACUGCAGUUCUUCCCCCACCUCUCUCCCUCUUCUGUAACCUCUAAAAAAAAUUUCAGUUUAGUCUAUAAUUUAUUAUUUUAAUAGUUAUCUCUGUUUUUUAAAAUGGGUGUAAUCAGUCUGUCUGGUAUCAAUAGUUAAAAAAAAAAUAAAAAAUUGAAAAUGAAAAAUCCAGAGCUGGGUCAAUAUGUCAUAGCAGAACUGAAAAAUUAUUUUAGAAGAGAUGGAAACAUGUGGCUAGGAGAUGACAUUUGUCAUAAAUGUCUUAGACCCAGGAAAAAUAAGGGAUGGAAUUGUUCUGUUGCAUGAGUAAAAAACAACUUUUAUCCAAGGCCGUGAUCCUGUACGCUGAUCUGAAGUCUUUGCCUGCCCAGAGCUCUCAUAAAACAAGUUUUAGGGCUGGCACUUAAUAACUAUAUUUGUUAGAUUGUCAUAACGAUAUAUCCAACAUAUUCUUCCCACAGACAGUGCUUGGAAAAGAACAACCUUUUAUAUCUCUACAGAAUGACACUAGAUUAUUUAUCCUUAUAUCAAAUUAAUACCUCAUAUUUGCCGAUUGCAAAUUGAUUUCCGUCUCAUCCACUUCAGUGGAGAGUUUAACAUGAAAUCAUCAUCUUGGUCCUGGCUUUCAUAUUGAAUUCUAGGUAUCAUGAAAACCUUUCACAGGAAGUCCUGUAAAUUAAACUUGCACGUUGUUGGUUUGUUCCAGUUGCUAUUAUUCGUACAAAUGUCUCUUAAAGAUGCAUAGCAUUAUUUUAUUAGAAAAUGAAAAGACAUUUCCUUAAAUUCAUUAAAGAAUUACAGAAGGCAGAAUACAUAAUCUUGUUAUGAUGAAACUUCCAUUUUCUGCAAUUGGUGGGAUGUCGCUAUAUAUUGCUUUACAUGAGCAAAGCUCCUGCAGAAGAACUUUGUAUUUUCAUUUCUUCAUGUAUUAUAAUGUAUUUUACAAAACCCCAGAAGUAGUUUUAAUCUGUUGGGUUCUUAUAUCACAAACUAUUGUAGCUUUGAUCAUCUUAUUGAAAAUGUCAUUGUAUAUUGACAUAAUUUCUGCUCCUCUCAUAAAAAAUGUUUUAUUUAGAAACAGAGUUACUGUCCCUGAAACAAAAUUGUUUAAGCCAUUUACGUAAUCUGCGUUCCAGAGUUCUUGCAAGGUCUUCCUCCCUGCAAACUCUUACUGCAGAUGAAGUGUUUUAACCUUCCCUUAAUUUAUUCUACACUCUAAUUUCCAGUAAACAGAUGCCGCCUCUUUUCGCGCUUGUUUCCACAUUUUCCACAUGCUGCCUGUGUUAAUUCUGCAUGUCUGAAUAUUCAAUUAUCUAUCUCUUCCUGAUUCUGCAACUGAUGUACUAAAUGGAGGGGCUCGGGGUGGGGGGAGGAUACUUAAAGCCUAAAUAAAAAGAAAUGGAAUUAUA
Molecule: messenger RNA, 9544 nt
Organism: Alligator mississippiensis (American alligator)
Lineage: Eukaryota; Metazoa; Chordata; Crocodylia; Alligatoridae
Gene: MMS22L
Product: MMS22 like, DNA repair protein
Exons: 25
Coding region: 109-3858 (1249 amino acids)
Biological process (GO): replication fork processing; double-strand break repair via homologous recombination
Cellular component (GO): nuclear replication fork
Source: RefSeq, a predicted model, not a curated record